Prorocentrum cordatum is the source of this 1041-nucleotide messenger RNA. The record is from the annotation of a GenBank genome assembly. NCBI's taxonomy places the organism in Eukaryota, Dinophyceae, Prorocentrales, Prorocentraceae.
AUGUGCGGCAGCGACGGGGCUGGGCAUGGCUGCCUGGGAGACAUGGUCGCUCUGCCGCACGUGCUCGAGCCGCAGAGGUAUUUGAUGACAUCGCUCCUAUUCCUUGGCGGGGAAUCGCUUCGAGAUUGCGAGGACGAGAAAGCAGCAAUUGCAUUGCUGCAGGGCACGAGUGGCUGCGCAUAUACAUAUCGCGGCCUCGUUGCCGCGACGUGCGAGCUGGACGACCAUGUUGCGACAGAUGUCGCACGCCGCAUGUCGACGGCAGAGUUGCGGGGCGCAGUGCCUUUGCAUUCACGGACGCAGGGUUUGAGAACCAAGGGGUUCCAAGCGUUGGCCAUGGCCAUGUGCCUGACUGAGGAGCUGCGCGACCUCCACAAAGGGUGCCCUUUUAAGCUAUUCAGGUUGCUCGUCACUCCAGAUGACGAUUCCCUCAUCAUGGAGAUUGAGCACGAUGUUCAUUUGUGGUGCCCUUGGCCGGAAGCGUUCAUCGGGACGUGGAAGGAGCAUGGUUUGGCGUGUGAUUCAGCUUUGAUGGACUUGCGUGUGGCUGUGCUGUCAGCUUCUUUUGACACGAGCGCCUUGGAAGCCAAGCAUUCUGCAAUUCGCCGCGUGCUUCUCGGUCGCAGCAACCAGACCACACCGCCGUCAGUGGACGAUGUUUCUGCGCUCGAGGUCCUUCGGCUUUAUCGAAAGCACGCUGCCCGCGUGGAGAGUAUCUUGUUCCCUGCGUCUGCGGCUGCCGAUGACGGCGGUGACGUAGACGGACCUGGGCUGGAUGCGACUGGCGGGCCCGCUCAGGCUUCUGGCAAGAAGAGGCGCGGUGGUGGCGGCGCAUGGCGAAUGUUCGUGGCAAGCCAUCCUGAAGUGAGAGACAUGAGCAUCAUGUCGGAUAUGUACGACAAUCUGACCCCCGAGGAGCGAAGCCAGUUGCUCGAGCGGGGUCGGUCCGCCACGGAGCAGCACCGCUUGGGCAGUGCAGCUACACAGGGUUCUACUCGGGUGGCCGCUCGUGUAGCUAAGAGGCAGCGGCGCGAGAAUGAG